UCACACAUUCCUAUACGCAGACUGAGGGAGCCCCAUUUCUGACGGGCCUGCCGAUGGAGUCAGGGAGGGCAACACUGCUCAAAGAGCAGCAACUGAAGGAUCAGUUUGAUAACUUAGAGAAGCAUACACAGUCAGGCAUCGAGUUCGUGGAGAGGUACAGUAAAUUCGUCAAAGAGAGAUCGGAGAUUGAAAUCAGCUAUGCAAAGCAGAUUAGGAAUCUAUCAAAGAAGUAUCAACCGAAGAAGAACUCAAGAGAAGAGGAGGAGAACAAAUACACGUCAUGCCGGGCCUUCCUGUCAACGCUGAACGAGCUGAACGACUAUGCAGGACAGCACGAGGUCAUUGCUGAGAACCUGACCUCUCAGAUCAUCACUGAACUCUCACGGUACCUCACAGAGCUCAAGGCAGAGAGGAAAUCGCACUUCCAUGAUGGACGUAAAGCGCAGCAACAGAUUGAGAGCUUGUGGAAACAGCUGGAGUCGAGUAAACGGCGGUUCGAGAGAGACUGUAAAGAGGCGGACCGGGCGCAGCAGUACUUUGAGAGAAUGGACGCCGACAUCAAUGUAACGAAAGCAGACGUGGAGAAGGCGCGGCAGCAGGCUCAGAUGAGACACCAGAUUGCAGCAGACAGUAAGACUGAAUACUCCAACUACCUGACCAAGUUCAACCAGGAGCAGAAUGAACAUUACUACACACUCAUCCCCAAUAUAUUCCAGAAACUCCAGGAGAUGGAGGAGAGGCGGAUCGAGAGGGUGGGUGUGUCCAUGAAGACAUACGCAGAGGUGGACCGUGAGGUGCUGCCUAUUGUAGGGAAAUGUCUAGACGGAAUGACCAAGGCUGCUGAGUCCAUCGAGCCAAAGACUGACUCUAAGCAGGUAGUGGAGUCGUACAAGUCUGGGUUUGAGCCCCCAGGGGACGUAGAGUUUGAGGACUACGGGCCGGGACAGACCAUGAAGAGGACUGUCUCUGAGACCAGCCUGUCCAACUCACGAGGAGAGGCCAAGGAACGUCCCGGCGGGGGCAAGAGCAAAGGCAAACUGUGGCCUUUCAUUAAGAACAAGAACAAGCUUAUGUCCCUGUUAACGUCCCCGCACCAGCCCCCCCCCGCCCCCCCAGCCUCCAGCCCCCCCUCACCCUGUGCUGUUCCCAACGACCCCCAGUCUCCCAAGCAGAACAAGGAGCCCCUCUCCAACCGCUUCAACGAGUUCAUGGCCUCCAAACCCAAAAUGACCUGCCUCCGGAGCCUGAGGCGAGGGCUUUCUCUCAAGUUGGGCUCUGGACCGGAGGACUUCAGCCACCUGCCCCCAGAGCAGAGGAGAAAGAAGCUUCAGGCCAAGAUAGACGACAUAAAUAAGGACAUCCAGAAAGAGAUGGACCAGAAAGAUGCCCUAACUAAGAUGAAGGGUGUGUAUGAGAAGAAUCCCCAGAUGGGAGACCCUGCCAGUGUGGACCCCCGGCUAGUAGAGAUGGCAAUGAACAUCGAGAAACUGCAGUCCGAGGUCCAGAAAUUCGAGGGAUGGCUGGCGGAGGUGGAGGGGAGGUUACCGUCGAGGAGUGACCCUCCCAGGAGACAGAGUGGUCUGUACGAGUCACAGAACAGCAACAGCACCAUGGUCGACAACAACUGUGCACAGGACAGAGAGAGCCCGGAUGGCAGUUACACAGAGGAGCAGAGUUCAGAGACUCAGGUCAAGGUGGCCAUAGCAAACACUCCAGAGUUUGAUGAUGAGUUUGACGAUGGGGAUGAGGAGACACUGCCCACCAUCGGCACCUGUAAAGCCGUCUACUCAUUUGAAGGUCAUAAUGAGGGGACUAUCUCAGUGACAGAAGGAGAGCUGCUGUUUGUAAUAGAGCAGGAUAAAGGUGACGGCUGGACGAGGGUCCGCAGGAACGAAGAGGAAGAAGGCUACGUACCCACGUCCUACGUCGAGGUCUUUUUGGAAACGAACACCAAAGAUUCCUAAAAGUGUGAGAGCUGGCUCAGGAAUGGCAGGGCAAGCAGCCUCAGCGACAGAGCGACCACAUUCACGUUCCUUUACGGUCAGAAAGUCAGAGAGAGCCACAUGACCGAGGCAAAGACAGGAGACCUAUGAUGCAUCUCAAUUUCCAACCUGAUACAUUUGUAGAGUUCUCUCCUUCUGCAACGGUCUCUGACCAGAAGCAACAAGAGAAAAACAAACCAAAUUGAGCGCUCGUAAAUCUUUUAUUUUUUAAUAGGUUAUUACCCAUUUAUCAUUUUGCUUCUUUUGUCUCUGCAAAGCUUUGCUUCUCAAUGUACUAACUCAGCUUCCGCUAUGCGGCGUUACCAUGGACACUGUUGGCUCUCUCACCUCGAAUGCCCCCCCGAGUCCCAACCCACUUCCCUGCCACUCCUCCCUAACCCCCCUCCUAAAGCACGGCAGGGUGUGGUCAGACAGGGCCGGGACCAACCCAAUCUGCCCCCGACUACAACCCACACACACCAUCCCACCAGACAUGAAGCCAAACCAUGUCCCUCUCCAGUCCACACUCCCAUACAAAUCAAUCAGGUGGAUGCAGUUGCAGAAUCUCUCACUCAGUGACUCAGAGCCAUCAUCGCAGAAGGAACAGUCCAGAUACAGCAUCACAUGGAGUUUCCAUGGAAACAACACAUUUAUUCCACUCUCUGAUUCGUCAUCUGUAUGACUGAAGUUCAUAUAUAGUGUGUGUACGCGUGUGGGUGCCUGUCAGUAUCAUGUACAUCCCCCAUACACACUCCAUCCAUGACUGAGAAAGGGACAGGGCUGGGAGUUCCAGGAAUGUGGGGUUGGAGACAGGUUCACAUUACUUCACUCACCUGCACUCUCUCUCCUUACCAUACCAUCAUGUGUUGUUACUGGCCUCCCGUCUGCUCCUUUCUGGCCACACCCCUCCCCUCCACAGACCCCUCCCCUGCAAGUGUCAGUCACUGGUCGUUGAGCGCCAUGUCACCGCUUAUGGUGGGGCAUCUCUCAGGUGGUGCGUGCGGUGUGCAUGCUUGCCCUGUCUCCUCCUUGGCUCGCCCCUCGCGCUUGGCUCAGGGGGCUAGCUUAUGCUCGUCGCCUGGCCUUUUUUGUUUAAGUUAACCCCCACGGCCUGUUACACUUCUUAACCAGUUUAUCCAUUUGUCACCUUUUGGGUUCUGUGCCUGUGGAUCAUCUACUAGCUGUUCCUUAUUUAGUUUUUUGUUGUGGCUGUUUGACUGUUCGUCGUCUCUGAAAGCAUGUUCACCUACCUGUGUUUUUAACAGUGAGUGUGUGCUCUCCCUCACAGUAACUCCUCCAGCUCAAAUCUCAUUACCAGAAGAGAAGAAAAUGUGGGAUUCCAAAAUGUCUGUUUCUGAAUGACAUCAUGCACAGUAAAACAUUGAAUUUGUCUAUUUGUUAUGCUGUAUGUAUGUAAUGUUGUUGGCUGACAUUGUACGUGUUUGAGAAGUGUGUUGAAGGCAAGCGGUCGUUAGCGUCAUCCUGUGGAUACAUGCUGCGGUGUUUCACGUCUCCACUGUAUAUCCAACAGACAGUGUCCCCUGGAAGAUAACUUGAAGAUUAUUUAAAAUUCUCAUGUAGUUUGCUUGGGCCACUUACUACUGCGUGUGGAAGUAUUGUAUACUAUGAUCCACACACCUUUCCCACAAUGUUGUGACUGAAUAUGAGACAAGACAAACUUCCUAUUGGGCCUUAACUGGGUUGAUCCUAGCUACCACUAAAAACAAGUUCAAGUUGUGUCACAUGCACAAGUACAGUGAAAUGCUUAACUUGCAUGCUCUACCCAACUGUGCAGUAAUCAGGGGGAGUAAGAUGCCAUUCUAUUAUCUAUGGUAUGUUGACUAGGUCGAGACAUCUCGUUUUUUUAUAAAGGUGGUGAAGGAAGAUUACUCUCAAUGUCUACAGAGAUGAUGAUGUCCACUGUUUCCCUUUCUUGAACGCAUAUAAACAUUUUAAUUUUGUAAUUAUUUUUUAACAGUGUUUGGUCGAAGAGAUUGCUUUUUAAUUUGUAGCUAGUUUCUAGCUGGAAAACUGUUGCACCUGAAUUACAAACCACAUGAUGAUGAAACCAGUUGUUUGAUCUGCCUGAAGUCACUGUAGAUAAAGUAAUGAAAAACAUUGUUUUGUGUAAUGAAGCAAUUAGUGAUAUUAUUAGCUUCAGGUAUGUCCCAAAUGGCUCCCUAUAUAGUGCACUACUUUUGAUCCAGCUCUGGUCAAAAUAAUUGCACUAUGUGGGGAAUAGGGUGCCAUUUGGCACUCCACCUUAAGAGUGUUUUGAAAAAAAAUUUAUUCCAGUAUUAUUACUCAAGCAACAUUUCAAGGAGCAGCAACUGAAAUUGUAUCAAUGCAAACAAUGUAUAUUAUCAGCAGAACCACAAUUGAACAGUGAUCCAUCACCAUGUGGAGUCCCAGUUACUUGACAUAAUUUAAAAAGACAAGCAGCGCAAAUCUGCAUGUUCUGUGGCCGAGAACCAGGUCAGGUCAAAGUUUCACUUUGCUAUUCCCACCCGUCCAGCUCUUAUUUUGACUAGUGUAGAUAUUGACUUGGCAGUUGUUUUGUUUGUUUGUGAGAAGGCAAAACUGAUUUUUAUGCAGACCAUCAGAAGGUGCAUCUCUGUGCUGUGCUGACUGACAGACAUACCCACUCAGAGAGCCAGUAUAGAGAAAAAUCUGCCUAACUCUCGACUGAGACCAACCCAGACCUCCAGCCAGGCCCCAGUGCACCUGUACAAAAUAAAAAUGGCUUGUUGAAAUUAGAGAGAAUAUAUAUAAAUAAAUAUGGAUUAAACUAAGACAAAAAAGGAAAUAAAUAUAUUUUUAAGGUUAAGUAUUAAAGGCCUUACUUUGUUUUCUCUGCUUUGCUAAGACUGUUUUUUUUGUAAAGUCUGCCAAAUGGUGUGUUUAGCACUUUUGUUUGUGUUCAAGUUGGUAUAUGCUUAUGUUUUAGAGCACUGAAUACUUUGUUUUGUGUUAACUGUGCCAAUUAAAUACAUGUUGAAAAUAA
Oncorhynchus mykiss (rainbow trout) is the source of this 4986-nucleotide messenger RNA. Its product is annotated as formin-binding protein 1. NCBI's taxonomy places the organism in Eukaryota, Metazoa, Chordata, Actinopteri, Salmoniformes, Salmonidae. Gene Ontology annotation, biological process: endocytosis; signal transduction. The record is from RefSeq and is a predicted model, not a curated record. Gene Ontology annotation, molecular function: protein binding.